This is a messenger RNA of Trichoderma citrinoviride, 267 nucleotides long. RefSeq lists its product as hypothetical. Gene Ontology annotation, biological process: ribosomal small subunit assembly; translation. Gene Ontology annotation, molecular function: structural constituent of ribosome; RNA binding. The record is from RefSeq and is a predicted model, not a curated record. The coding region runs from base 1 to 267 and encodes 88 amino acids. Lineage: Eukaryota; Fungi; Ascomycota; Sordariomycetes; Hypocreales; Hypocreaceae. The transcript is spliced from 3 exons. Gene Ontology annotation, cellular component: ribosome; cytosolic small ribosomal subunit.
AUGGUGAGCGACGAUUCCAACGUGCUCGCUGUCGACCUUCUCAACCCUUCAGCCGCUUCUGAGGCUAAGAAGCACAAGCUCAAGACCCUUGUUCCCCAGCCCCGAUCUUUCUUCAUGGACGUCAAGUGCCCCGGCUGCUUCACCAUCACCACCGUCUUCUCCCACGCCCAGACCGUCGUCAUCUGCCAGGGAUGCACCACCGUUCUGUGCCAGCCUACCGGUGGUAAGGCCAGACUCACCGAGGGCUGCUCUUUCCGGAGAAAGUAA